This is a messenger RNA of Strongylus vulgaris, 386 nucleotides long. Lineage: Eukaryota; Metazoa; Nematoda; Chromadorea; Rhabditida; Strongylidae. The record is from the annotation of a GenBank genome assembly.
AUGGCCUUCGAGACCAAUUACCCAAUCCCCUACCGAAGCAAGCUGACCGAGCCGUUCGAGCCCGGCCAGACGCUUACCGUCAAAGGCAAAACAGGCGAGGAUUCCGUCCGUAGUGGAAUGUGGCGUAUGUGUGAGCGUUCGAGCGGUGGCGAUGGUGGUGGGUGUCAGGGUGGCGGAACCGGUAUCGACGACAUCGAGCCGUUGAGAGAGCACGGUGGCAGCGCAGAGACGGCAGCCGGCUGCCCGCUUUACACAGAACAGCAAUUUGUUGCAAUCUCUGAGCCAAACUUCACCAUCAACUUGCACAACGCUGCUGCCGACUUCUCCGGAAACGAUGUUCCCCUUCAUGUCAGCGUGCGCUUCGACGAGGGCAAGGUUCGUUAGCC